Acanthoscelides obtectus is the source of this 1821-nucleotide messenger RNA. NCBI's taxonomy places the organism in Eukaryota, Metazoa, Arthropoda, Insecta, Coleoptera, Chrysomelidae. The record is from the annotation of a GenBank genome assembly.
UGUUUUGUACAGUUAGGUACGAACGUGAAAAUAAUUACCGCGCAAAAAGUGCUUGUGUACUGUUAAAAAAAAUGGGAAAACGGAAGCGAGAAGACAAAUAAACUCUUAUGAAACUCAAGAGGAAAAUAAGAAAACUAGAAAGACGUCUAGUUUCCACCUCUGAAUCUAGUUCUGAUACUUCUGGCUCAGAAGAAAAAACAUCAGACAGCGAGUCGGAAGUAGAAAUGAAUGAGUUCGCGCCAGCGCUAUCUCCCAUAGACCAAAACGUGCAACAGGAUGCCAGUCAAAUGCCCACUUCAGAUAUCGCCCCUAUGCAUCUACUAAUGCUUAAUAGAGCAGAAGACAGCAAUAAAGGGCCAGAAAUUCAUGAAGGAAUCGCUUGUUUGUGGAAAGAAAUCUUAACUAAGGGCAUCGAUCGAGAAAAUAGGAAUCAAAUGUUGAAAAAGUAUCCUAUAAUAAAAAAAUGCAAAACUCUUCUAGCACCUUCAGUUAAUGGAGAGAUCAUGGAGGCACUAGAAAAUGAGGCACUUAAAAAGACAGAUAACUUUUUAAGUAAAUUACAAGACCAGUUAGGCAGCGCUUUAAGCGCACUGGCUGUCCCCUUAGAUAGUAUGUUUUCUAAACCAUCAGAAAACACUAAUUCCCUUGUGGAGAAUUUGAUGGAUGCUGGAAAAUUAUUUGUUGAUAUGCAUCAUACCAUUUCUCUACACCGACGGUUCUUAAUUGGACCAAGUUUAAAUCCAGCGUUGAAGAAGAUUGUUGAAGAUUCUAAAAUAGAUUCCCUGUCGUAUGGGGAAGACUUCCCGGAAAGGCUGAAGAACCAGCAGGAGAUCCAACGUUCAAGCAAACAACUAAAAAUAGCUAAGCCCAAGGUUACUCAUUCAACUAGUACCUUUAAAGGAUACCGGGCAGGUCCUUCACAGGAAAAGAAGUUUUAUACAAAAAAAUUUCAUCGCCCCUCCGAGUUAUUGAGGCUGAAGAAAGGGGGGAGAAACAGAUGGAGAGCCAGAAGAAGCAAUAUCGGACACCAUCCAGCCACUACAAGUCCCAAUACAGAAAAUGCAGAUGAACGUGAGUAAUGAGUAUGCAGGACGGCUUAGAUUUUUUGUUAGUGUAUGGAAGCAGUUAACAACUAAUCCUUAGUUUUAAAGUGGUUAAACGGAUACAAAAUACCCUCAGAAAGACUCCCAAACAAAAAUAUUUCUUUAAAAAGAGAAUCAAUAAAAAAGAGGGGAAGUUGUAUCAGGAUCAAAUUAAAACUCUGUUAUAAAUUGAAGUGAUAAAAAAUCUAGACGUAUAAGAGGAGAAUUCCUUUCUUCCUACUUUUUAGUAAGAAAACCCAAUGGAUCAUUUAGAUUCAUCCUGAACCUUAAAAAGCUAAAUACGCUUUUAACUCCGCCCCAUUUUAAACUAGAGGAUUAUAGAUCUACCUUAAAAAUAAUACAAAAAGAUUGCUAUAUGACUACAAUUGACCUUAAAGACGCUUACUUUUUGAUAUCCGUUAAUAAGAAGUACCGGAAAUACUUGAGGUUUUUGUUUGGCAGUCAAAGAUACGAGUUUAGAUGUAUCCCAUUUGGUCUAUGUACUGCACCUUUUUAGUAGUAUAUUUAGACGAUAUACUUAUACAAGGAGACUCCUCAACAGAAUGUAAACAAAAUACAGAUUUAAUUCAAAAUAUUUCAACUUCAUUAGGUUUCUUAAUAAAUUAUGAAAUAGCUCUUUGAUCCCCAAAAAAUAAUGCACAUUCUUAGGUUUUUUUAUACAGGGUGCGGCAGAGAGGAUGGACGGUUUUAAAAAAAUCAUAAAAUGGUUAAUUUUUAC